Molecule: messenger RNA, 1278 nt
Organism: Prorocentrum cordatum
Lineage: Eukaryota; Dinophyceae; Prorocentrales; Prorocentraceae
Source: the annotation of a GenBank genome assembly
AUGGAGGCGCAGAGGGCUCGCAAGCAGCAGCAGGCGAAGCUGCUGCAGGAGCAGAUCGCCGAGCAGCGGCUGCAGCGCGAGCGCCAGGCCGCGGAGGAGCGCCAGCGAGCGUCCCGCGCACCGCCCGACGGCGCGGGCUCGGCGGCGGUGUCCCCUGGCGCCCCGCCAGCGACGCCCUCCGGCUGGGACGGCGCUGUGGCCGCGCCGCCGCCGCCGCGCCGGCGGGCGAAGGGGCCCGUGAUAGACCUCGAUGCGGAGGCCACCCAUGGGCAGCAUCAGGGCACCGACCUCGGCGGCAGCUCCAGCUCUCGCGGCCGGCUCAUCGAGGGCAUCCGCAACGAGGCUGCCAGGGAGUUGCGGGACGAGGUGCAGAGGUUGAAGCGAUCUUGCCUGGACCAAAGGCAGGGCCUUCGGCUUCAGGCUGAGGCCUUCCGCGCGGAGGCACUGCGGCUGCGCAGCGAGCAGCCUGGCCUGGGCGCGCAGAUUGGGCUGCCGACCGCAUUCGCGGCCGCCCCUGGUGCGCUGCCGCUGCAGCGCCUCAGGGCCCAGCUGCCGCCCUUCCCACAGCCGCUGCUGGCGGCGGCCGCGCUUCCCACCGUGACAUCCGAGCUCCAUGGCAUGGCGCCGCCGCCGAAGGCUGCUUCGCCUGCUUGGACGACGCUGCAGGAGAGGCAGCUGCCGCCGCUGUCGCUGCCCCUGUCAGCCCUCAAUGGCGCGGCGCCGCCCACGGCGGAGGACGCCCUGCGCCCCCCCACUGCGCACUUUGCUGUAGCCCUGCCGGAGGCGUCCACCUUCAUCUUCCCAGGCGCGGGCACGGGCGCCCUUGCCGCCGGCCACCCGGGCGGCGCGGCCGCCGCGGCCGCCUCGCCAGCCCCCUCCUGGACCGACGCCCUCUCGGCGCGCGACGAGGCCUCCACCUUCGUCUUCCCUGGCGCUGGCCCGGGCGCCUCACCUCGAAGCGGGCGGCGCACGAGCGCCCCAGCCGCCGCGGACGCCUCGCCCCCGUGGCCCGCGGCCCCGCCCGCGGUGGCCCGCGGCCCCUCGGCGAGCCAGGGGCCCCGCGAGGUCGCUCUCGGCGGCGGCGGCCGCCCAGAGCCGGCCUCGCCAGGCGAGGCGGCGCCUCCCGAAGCGCAGGCCCUGGGCGCCGCACCCGAAGGCCCCGAGGACGGCGGGCCGGCCCCCCCCUGGUCCGCCGCCUCGCAGCCCCCCUGGUCCGCCGCCUCGCACAGUGCCGGCAGGGCCCGGACGGACGACACCAUCUUCGGGAACCUCGAGUAG